This is a messenger RNA of Macroventuria anomochaeta, 417 nucleotides long. RefSeq lists its product as uncharacterized. Bases 1 to 417 code for a protein of 138 amino acids. The transcript has 2 exons. NCBI's taxonomy places the organism in Eukaryota, Fungi, Ascomycota, Dothideomycetes, Pleosporales, Didymellaceae. The record is from RefSeq and is a predicted model, not a curated record.
AUGCGCUCCCUCAUCUCCAUCGCCCUCGCCCUCUCCACGGCGACCCUUGUCUCCGCGGCACCCACCAUGUCCGUCGACCUCUCGCCCCUCAACUUCCCCGCCGACAACCUCAGCGCCAUGCUCGACUCAAAUAUCAUCUCCAUGGCUCAUGGUUGCCCCAGCGCCGACAAUAGCUGCGGCAUCGUGACCUUCAAGAACGGCCAGUACACCUCCUUCGGCCAGGGCACGUGCAUGCAGCUCGGCGGUAAUGUGGCGUCGAUCUAUGUUGCCAAGUGCUUUUGUUCGCUUUGGAACUCCUGCACCGGCAACUCUGGCAAGGACACCUAUGUUGGUGGCAUGAUGAUGUGCGAGAAGCCAAAGAAGGUGGAGGAUUUUAACAAGGAGGUCACAUACAUUUCUUGCGGUGGGAUGAACUAG